AAACAUGGAUUCUGGGUUCUUGAAAGCCUUCCAGAGGACAGUCACCUGCCCUAUCUGCAUGAACUGCUUUAUAGACCCAGUCACCCUAGACUGUGGGCACAGCUUUUGCAGGCCCUGUUUCUGUCUCAGCUGGCAAGACAUCCAAGUUCUAGCUCAGUGCUCUAAGUGCAGAAAGACAACACAGCAGAGAAACCUCAAAACUAACAUUAAUUUGAAGAACCUAGCUUCCCUUGCCAGAAAAGUCAGUCUCUGGCAAUUCCUGAGAUCUGAGGAGCAAAUGUGUCAGAUUCACAGGCAGACAAAGAAGAUGUUCUGUGAAGUGGACAAGAGCCUGCUCUGUUUGCUGUGCUCCAACUCUCAGGAGCACCGGGAUCACAUACACUGUUCCAUUGAAUGGGCUGCUGAGGAAUACCGGGAAAAGCUUUUAAAGAAAAUGCAGUCUUUAUGGGAAAAAGCUUGUGAAAAUCAUGGAAACUUGAACAUGGAAACCACCAGAGCCAGAUGCUGGAAGGAUUAUGUGAGUUUAAGACUAGAAGCAAUCAGAGCUGAAUAUCAGAAGAUGCCUGUAUUUCUCCAUGAAGAAGGACAACGUAAUUUGGAGAUGCUGAAAAAGAAGGGCAAAGAUACUUUUUGUCAACUUACUGAAAGUAAAGCCAAAAUGAUUCACAAGAGGGAGAUUUUAAGAGGAAUGUAUGAGGAGCUGAAGGAAAUGUGCCAUAAACCAGAUGUGGAGCUACUUCAGGGUUUUGGAGAUAUAUUACACAGGAGUGAGUCUGUGCUACUGCCCAUGCCCCAGCCUGUGAAUCUAGAGCUCAGUGCAGAGCCCAUCACUGGACUGAUGGACAGGCUCAACCAAUUCCGAGUGGAUAUUACUUUGCAUCAUGAAGAAGCCAACAGUCGUCUCUUUCUAUGUGGAGAUUUGGGAAGCCUGUGUAUUGGAUGUCACCGUCAAGAUGCGCCCCAUAUCAAUGCAUCUGAAAGUUUUCUUGCAUGGGGUGCUCAGACUUUCACCUCUGGCAAAUAUUACUGGGAGGCCCAUGUGGGGAAUUCUUGGAAUUGGGCUUUUGGUGUCUGUAAUGAGUACUGGAAAGAGGAGAUUCACAAUGGCAAUAUACAUGGAGAAGAGGGACUCUUUCUUCUUGGAUGUGUUAAGAAUGACAUUCACUGCACUGUCUUUACCACCUCCCCACUUAUGCUGCAAUAUGUCCCAAGACCUACCAGUCCAGUAGGAUUAUUCCUGGAUUAUGAAGCUAGAACUGUGAGCUUUGUUGAUGUUAAUCAAAGUUCCCUUAUAUACACCAUCCCUAAUUGCUCCUUCUCACCUCCCCUCAGGCCUGUCUUUUGCUGUAUUCACUUCUGAACAGAGCGAAAUCAGAACUGUGUUCAUAUGCUGGAGGAAUCCCUUUAUCCCAGGAAGCCCUUUUCCUUGUGCCUUGUCAAACAGGACAAAUGGGUUCUAUUUUAUGCCUUAAAUUGCCUUCUAAUGUUAUCAAAACUCAUUUAUUGUGUUACUAUUAAAUAUGAUGAAAACACUAAAA
Cebus imitator (Panamanian white-faced capuchin) is the source of this 1538-nucleotide messenger RNA. RefSeq names its product putative tripartite motif-containing protein 49B. The record is from RefSeq and is a predicted model, not a curated record. Lineage: Eukaryota; Metazoa; Chordata; Mammalia; Primates; Cebidae. Bases 5 to 1360 code for a protein of 451 amino acids. The transcript is spliced from 6 exons. Gene Ontology annotation, molecular function: zinc ion binding; protein binding.